AUGGAGAAAGACUUCAACAUUUUUCUCUUAAUAGCAUUCAUGUUGUUUCACUUGGUUGUGGAUAGUUUAUCCAUGACUAAAACCAACAUUACCACUGAUCAAUCAGCGCUUCUUUCGUUGAAAGCGCAAAUCAGUUUAGACCCCUCUCACUUGUUGAUUGAAAGUUGGUCUCCGGCAACUUCUGUUUGUCGUUGGGUUGGAGUCACUUGUCGUUCUUGCCACCAUAGAGUCACGUCAUUGAAUAUUUCCAACAUGAAUCUUACAGGCAGAAUUCCUCCUGAUUUAGGAAAUCUUACAUUUCUUAUUUCGCUUGACCUGAGCCGCAACAACUUCUAUGGCAGUUUGCCUCAAGAAAUGACACGUCUGCAUCGGUUAAGGUUUGUUGUACUUGGUUUUAACAUCUUCAGUGGGAAGCUUCCGUCCUGGUUCGGGGUAUUACAUCAACUUCAGAUUUUGACACUAGGAAAUAAUAGUUUCAGUGGUUCCAUUCCCUCUUUAUUUUCUAAUAUUUCCGCGCUUCAAACUUUAGAUUUGUCAUAUAAUUCCAUAGACGACAAGAUCCCAGAAGAGAUUGGAAAUCUUCAAAAUCUAAUGGUUCCAUACCGUUCUCGAUCUUCAACAUUUCUGGAAUCGAAGUCAUUGCAUUUACAAGUAAUACAAUUGUCUUCCGAUGUUGAAAGCGCUUCACUUAAGUCUCAACGAGCUACAUGGUCAAACUGUGAAAUACCGGAAGAGGUAGGCAAUCUCAUUGAGUUGUAUGAACUUUAUCUUGGUUUGAACAAGUUUACUGGUUCAAUUCCUAUGGAGAUCUUCAACAUAUCAGCGAUGAGAACGAUUGAGCUUAUGGAUAAUAAUAAUCUAACAGGAAACCUUCCAUUAAACAUAGGUUCUACGUUACCCAACAUCGAAAGUCUUUCUCUGAGUGACAUAAAUAUUUUUGGGACUAUACCUCGUUCUCUCUCCGAUUGUUCCAAACUCGGAAUUCUAGACCUCGGUGGAAACAGACUCACCGGCAUGAUUCCGACCUCUCUUGGAUAUUUGACUCAUCUGGAGUACCUAAUCUUGGAGGUUAACCAACUAUUGACUUCCUUAUCAAAUUGUAGAGAUUUAAAAGUUCUUUCUCUAUCUUGGAACCCUCUGAAUGUUAUGCUUCCGCUAUCGUUAGGGAACCUUUCUAGUACAUCUCUUCAAAUGUUUAGAGCUCGUGAUUGUGGUAUUAAAGGGGAAAUUCCAAAAGAAAUCGGGAACUUAGAAAGCUUAAUGGACCUUGAUCUUUCCGGAAAUAAUAUAAUAGGAUCAAUUCCUACAACUAUUAGCAACUUGAGAUUCCUUCAGCACUUUAACUUGAGGCGCAACAAACUCACUGGAUUCAUCGGAGAUGAUCUAUGUAAAUUGCAGAAGAACUUGGUCUAUUUACACUUGGCUAAAAAUCAACUUUCGGGAUCUCUUUCUAAUUGUUUGGGGAACUUAACUUACCUUCAGGAGAUAUUUUUAGGUUCCAACAAAUUGCAUUCGAGCAUACCAGCAAGUUUAAGGAACCUCAAAAUUCUCUUGACGUUAGACUUAUCCUCAAACAACUUGGGUGGCUCCAUACCUUCGGAAAUUGGAAAUAUAAAGGCUGUGAUAUAUAUAGAUCUAUCAAUGAAUAGAUUCUCAAAUGGAAUUCCUGGAGAAAUCGCUGGCUUGCAGAAUCUAGUACAUCUUUCAUUUGAGAGACAACGAACUACGAGGAUCAAUACCUGGCUCAGUUAG
Capsicum annuum is the source of this 1752-nucleotide messenger RNA. RefSeq names its product LRR receptor-like serine/threonine-protein kinase RGI5. The transcript is spliced from 3 exons. Gene Ontology annotation, cellular component: plasma membrane. Gene Ontology annotation, molecular function: protein binding. Bases 1 to 1752 code for a protein of 583 amino acids. The record is from RefSeq and is a predicted model, not a curated record. NCBI's taxonomy places the organism in Eukaryota, Viridiplantae, Streptophyta, Magnoliopsida, Solanales, Solanaceae.